AUGAGCUCGUCGAGCGAGGACUCUCUCGACUGGAUCGGCGGCUGGAAGCAACAGUGGUCGCUUCCAAAGACCACUUACGUCUUUAGCGAGGUGGACCCCCUGUCUGACGACACACAUCAACAUGGCACAGGUCUGUUGUGGACCAAUGAACGCUACGUGGAUUCAUCGGAUCCCAACAACAUCAAGAUCGGCCGCAUGAUCGAGUACCGCAUGUCGGGUCAGAUCCAUGAUCAGUACAAUUACGACAUCAACAUUCAGCUCUUUGUCGACUAUUACGGCAAUGUGAUCGAUGCGUACAUGCCUCAUGCGGUCAUCGGUGAAACCCAUUUCAUCUUGCCCAACGUUCCUGUUCCUGCUGACAAAUGGGGCCUUGCCUGCGACGGCGUGCCUAUCCAGAAGCAUCCUCAGCCAUACUGA
Mixia osmundae IAM 14324 is the source of this 417-nucleotide messenger RNA. RefSeq lists its product as uncharacterized. The record is from RefSeq and is a predicted model, not a curated record. NCBI's taxonomy places the organism in Eukaryota, Fungi, Basidiomycota, Mixiomycetes, Mixiales, Mixiaceae. The transcript has 4 exons. The coding region runs from base 1 to 417 and encodes 138 amino acids.